AUAUGGCCAACUUACUUGAAGUACCAAGUGAACCAGCAACUUCAAAUACUUCUUCGCCUUCAUUUCUACUAUUAGCAAAUUGUAUAGGUAGAACCAUUACCGUCCAUGCAUGAAAAAUCCGAAAAAAAGGCGAAAUCAGUCAUUGUAAAAGUAUAUCUGGGUAAAUAGAACUUUUCUCGAAAAUGAUAGAAACCUCAAGAACCGCACCCCCUCUCCUUGUACAAAAGAAAGCCUUUCUUUUUCCAUUUCGUGCAACAAAAUCAAAAGCUUGUAAAGAUAACUAUGGCAGACAAACCCAAGAAGCCUCAUGCCAUCUUCAUCCCUUACCCUCUUCAAGGCCAUUUAAUACCAUCCGUUCACCUUGCUAUCAAGCUUGCUUCUCAAGGUUUCACCAUCACCUUCAUCAACACCUACUCCAUCCACCACCAGACCUCUAAAGCGGCCCUGACCAAAACAGGAGCCGGACCGGACAUGUUCACUACCGCCCGUGAAUCAGGUCUUGACAUCCGGUACACCACCGUCUCCGACGGGCUACCCAUUGGGUUCGAUAGGUCAUUGAACCAUGACCAAUUCAUGGCAGCCUUAUUGCAUGUGUUCUCAGCUCAUGUAGAAGAGGCUGUGGCCGAGAUUGUUUCUUCUGGAGAGGAUGUGCACUGCUUGAUUGCUGAUACAUUUUUCGUUUGGCCUUCAAAGAUUGCCAGUAAAUUUGGACUAGUACAUGUUUCCUUUUGGACAGAACCUGCUCUGGUAUUUACUUUGUAUUAUCAUAUGGAUCUCUUAAGGAUACAUGGUCAUUUUGCUUGUCAAGAUUGUCGCGAAGAUACCAUAGACUACAUACCGGGAGUGGAAGGAAUCGAACCGAAAGAUACGACGUCGUAUCUUCAAGAAACAGAUACAACAUCGGUUUGCCAUCAAAUUAUUUUUAACUGCUUCAAUGAUACUAAAAAUGCAGAUUUUGUUAUAUGCAAUUCGGUGCAAGAACUUGAAUCUGACGUCCUAUCGGCAAUACAUGCCAAAAUUCCAUUCUAUGCGAUUGGACCCAUCUUGCCAAAUGACUUUGGCAAGAGCAUUCUGUCCACUAGCCUGUGGUCCGAGUCCGAUUGUAUCCAAUGGCUAGACCAAAAGCCCAACGGCUCAGUCUUGUAUGUGGCAUUUGGUAGCUAUGCCCAUGUUUCAAAAAAUGAUCUUAUAGAAAUAGCAAAUGGGCUUGCCCUCAGCAAAGUGAGUUUUGUUUGGGUGCUUCGCCCCGAUAUCGUGAGCUCGGACGAGACUGAUCUGUUACCCGAUGGAUUUAAGGAAGAGGUUUUAGACCGUUCGAUCAUCAUACCUUGGUGCAAUCAACAUUCAGUGCUGACUCACCCAGCAAUAGGAGGGUUCUUAACACAUUGUGGAUGGAAUUCCAUACUAGAAAGUAUAUGGUGUGAAGUACCAUUAUUGUGUUUCCCUCUAUAUACUGAUCAAUUCACUAACAGGAAACUAGCGGUUGAUGAUUGGAAGGUUGGCAUUAACAUGAGUAAUAUGAAGUUGAUCUCCAAAGAGGAUGUUGCAAACAAUAUUAACCGUCUGAUGUGUGGAAAUUCAAAAGAUGAGCUCAGGAACAAAAUUAAGGAGGUCAAGAAGACAUUGGAAAAUGCAGUGUCACCUGGUGGGUCAUCAGAGCAAAAUAUGGCCCAAUUCAUGAAGGAUUUAGAGGACAGGAUUGAAAAGAAAGCACAAGCCAAGGAGCCAAUGUGUAAUGGCACUUAAAAUACCCAAUUUCCAUGAUUCCAUGUAUUAUUUUCUUCUUACAGUGUUUUUGUCAAUACUUGUAACUAGGGGUUGUUUACUUGCUUUGAUCUUUAUAUUGUUUAAAUUCCAAAGGGGUAAGAUGUAAGAUAUCAUUACUUAGCUA
Molecule: messenger RNA, 1891 nt
Organism: Ricinus communis (castor bean)
Lineage: Eukaryota; Viridiplantae; Streptophyta; Magnoliopsida; Malpighiales; Euphorbiaceae
Product: UDP-glycosyltransferase 86A2
Exons: 2
Coding region: 283-1746 (487 amino acids)
Molecular function (GO): UDP-glycosyltransferase activity
Source: RefSeq, a predicted model, not a curated record